CCUCAGGCUCUGCGCUUGAGAAUCCUGCUUCUGGUUGUUUGGAUGAAGAGUAAAGGAAAGAACAGUCAGAGUCUCAAUACUGGCUUGCGCUCUUCACUUGGCUGCUAUGCCAUGAAAGUGUUUCUUCGAAGUGUUUUAUGAGUUGACGACUGUCAGGGCUUGACAAGUUGCUCGGGAAGGGCCAUCUCGAUACCUUGCCUUACACAUUCUCAGGACUGGACAAAAGGAUUACUUAAUUUAUCUCGCUUUGUGCCAUUCUUAGCUGACUUCCAUAACGACCCAAGAUCUGCCACCGCUUCCAUUCUCAGGCAGAUCAUCCAGCAAUGGCAGAAAUCAGCUUCGACCAGCUUGGUCUUCUCUCUACCGACCUUGAUGGUCGUAUUAAUUUUGGCCUUGAGGGCCCCUCAUCUAAUUCUGCGCUUGGCUGGCCCCAGCAGUGCUAUGACGAUUCCUUCCUUUAUGACCACACCUCAUACGAAUUAAACGAAUUUUCCCUUGACCCUCUGAUGGCCCAGUACUUCCCCUCGGAUGACACGGGAUGUGAAACGAAUCCCCAAUCAACGUCCACAAAUAACACCGUUUCGUUCGAUGGUCCCGUGAACGACUGGAUCCAUACUUUGGACCCUACGUCGCUGUCUGGGUCUCUCAUGCACGGAGCUGCAGAUUCGGCUUCCCAUUGGCUAUCGCCUUCGCAGGCUUCACAGCUUCGAUCAGAGGCUAACGACGCUGCAACCCAGAUUCAACCUCCCAGCAUCCCCCUAAUGCGACGUGCCGAAAACUAUACACCGUAUCUUUCCCCCACUCCCUCUACUUCCACGCCAUCGGUCCAUCGGUCCCUUCCCCCCACUCCCAGACUUCAACAAACCGUGAAACUGGUCCCUCCACCCCAAAUCAGCGGUUCGAAGCGUAAACUCGACGGCGAUUCCGAUCCCGAACGCCGCUACGAAGAGUCCUCCCAAGGUGAAGCUGGGGACGACCAUCGGGCGCGUAAGCGUCGGCGGACGCGUACGACCCCCCAGGUCGAUAAACCAGCUCCCAAGGGCACCUCUAUCGUGCGAAAGUCCUUGUCUGGCAAAGCGCCUGUGAACAGGGUUCGCAAGAAUGCCAAGGGAUUGGGCGAACGACGUUCGGAGAUCGACAUCGCCCCGGACUUGAACGGCACCCUUCCAGGAUGGAUUUUGAAUGCCAUUUCAAAGUCCCAUAAAGAACGCGUGCGCUGUGAAUUGUGUACAGGGAGUUUCACGACAUUGGAUCGUCAUAUUCUGGGAGUUCAUCGGGGUCGUCUGGUGAGGGAUCUGAUCGAGAAGCCCGAUCGCGUUCGCCCCGCAGCAGCGUAUCUCGACAUGUUCUACUUUGUGAUCGUCGAAUCGCGGACCUCCUCCGACGUCAUGGAAACAAACAACAGGAUGAAAAGGAGGAGUUCGAUCUUUCCCUGUAUCCGGUUUUGAAGGAACGAUGCAUGGAUCUUUGUAAGGCUUCGAUCUCUCCACGAUCCGCACGUAUUAUCCAGUUACUGUUGACUUUGGGAAUUUGAAAGGGGGUUGUGUUUUAUAUACGCGAUG
This is a messenger RNA of Cantharellus anzutake, 1562 nucleotides long. RefSeq lists its product as uncharacterized. NCBI's taxonomy places the organism in Eukaryota, Fungi, Basidiomycota, Agaricomycetes, Cantharellales, Hydnaceae. The record is from RefSeq and is a predicted model, not a curated record. Bases 324 to 1448 code for a protein of 374 amino acids. The transcript is spliced from 5 exons.